UAAUUCCUUGAACUCGUCACAUAGCCACAAAUUUAACUAUACAUUUUGGUAAUCCCUAAUCUCAAUUCCCAACAUAUCGAAUCUAAGCCAGGAUGUUUGCUCCCAUUGCAGUCAUGCCGAUGAAUGGACAGGCGGGUGGACAAAAUGGACGCAAGCGUCGCGAUAACGAAGAUUUCUCGGUGAAGUUAUCCACCAUUCGGAUCUGGAUCCACGAGAAGGACAUUGGCAAGCUGACGCGCAUUUUGUGGGCGGGCAUGGGCAACCGCCUCAGUCAGCAGGCCAGCAACAAUGGGCGUGUGAAGCGCUUCCUGGCCGCCGUUCCCCAUGUCAUGAAUGCCAUCAAGGAUCUGCAUCAGGCGGUAAUCGACAACAAUCUGGAGACCGUUCAGGCACAGCUGGAGCCGCCGGUUCCCCACGCACUGGUCACCUGCAAGGAUGGCAACGGCCUCAACAUUAUCCACAAGGCCGCCGGGCUGGGCCACACCAAGAUCCUCGAGUAUCUGGUGGGCAUUUGGCCCGAAGGCGCCCACGAGACAGACAUCACCGGGAAGACGGCGCUCCACUGGGCCGCCAGUGCCAAGAACAACAUGAGGUGCUACACGCUGCUCACUCAAGCGGGCUGCGAUGAGGAGGCCGUCGAUUAUAAAAUGAAAACUCCCUCGUACUACCGCCACAAGCCGCACGAAAUCGAGCGCGCCUUCCUGGUUUAUGUGCCGGAUGCGCCGCGCGUCUCCCCCGACAGCGCCACCGAUUGGGAGGCCUUGAGCGAUGACAGUGGCGCGGUGGACAACGGAGCGGGUGGAGAUGCCGGCUCCAAGAAACUGGACAUCAAGGUGGCGCCGUCCGUGAACGGUCGCAAAUCGCUUGACGACAGCCUUGAGAACACCUCGGAGCUGGACACCAACGAUGGUACGAGUGCCAAUGACGACGAUGACGAUCUGUCCAAGGCGGAUGUGGAGCCGGAAGCGGAAGUCGUCUCGCCAUUGCAGCGCCGACCGGAAACGCCGGCCACAUUCAACACGAUCAAUGGCGAUGGCGACGGCGAUGGCGAAGAAAGCGAGACCGAGAAUAUUGCAAGAGCUGUAAGCGCAGAUGCAGGAGGAGGCGGAGAGGAGGAGGAGGAGGCUGAAGGAAACGGAGUUGGGCAGGACGAAGGAGAAGGAGGUGGUGAAGGAGGAGGAGAAGCGGCGAUCGUAGAGAAUGGCGGAGAUCAUGGUGAGGCCCCGGAGGAGGAGAAGCCACCCGAGGAGUCUGCUGCCGAUGGUGAGAUCGAAGGAAACAAAAAGACUGAAGGGGAACCGGAGGAGGAGGAGGAGGCAGCACCUGCUGCUUCUGAGGAGGCGGUGGAUGAGCCGGAGAGCCCCGAAGAGAACGGAGCGGAACCGGAAGUGGCCGCCAUGUCCGCCGGGGACGAAGAGAAGGAAGCCGAAUCGGAGAACGACAACGAUGACGACGAUGAGGAUGUUGUAGCGUCGGACAGCAGAGGAGGAGCGCCGCCGGAGGAUCAGCGGCCAGGAGGUGGAGCAGCAGCGCCGGAGGACGACGGCACCGAGUCCCUGACAUCGGCCAUGGCCAUCGAGGGCUUUGUGCAAGGUGCCCCCGAGGAUUUUACAGUUCAGUCUCAAACUGCAGUUGAUGAAGACGAACGCAUCAAGCGGAUCGUGGAGUCCGGAGACUUGGAGCAGCUGGCCGAGAUUGUGCUGAAUGGCGAGGGCGGCAGUCUGGUGGGCCUAAAGUCGCAGGAACCGGAAAUACAGGCCUUUCUCAACAACGUACCCAGCUAUAUGGAGAAAAUACAUCGCGUGCACGACGCGGCACGUGACGGAGGUUUGCUGGCACUGCAGCAGGCUCUGGAUCGCCGGAAGUUUGCCAUUGCAAAGAACGACAUAUCGCCCAACGGCUCCACGCCGCUGCACGUGGCCGUCCUCUUCGGCCACACGGAUAUCGUUCGCUACCUGGCGUCGCGUUUUCCGGAGACCAUGACCAUUACGGAUAAUGACGGGCGAACGGCGCUUCAUUACGCAGCCACAAUUAAGGACAACGGCCACUUCUACAACAUGCUCCUGCAGUUGGGCGCCAAUCCAAAAGCACUGGACAAGCUGGGCCACUCAGCCGAGUUUUACCUGGACAAGGACAAGGCGAAAAACAUUCUCAACUACACCGAGCUGCUCAAUAUUUUCGGGGCGGAGGAACUGGAGAACCAGUUGCUCAACGACCAGGGUCAGGCGCAGCCAGUGAGCUUUCAGGCCAAUCCCAUCUUCAAGACCGAGCAGGGCAAAUAUCUGGCUAAUUCUCUCGCCGAUCCUCUGAUUAAGGCCCUCACCGAGAUAGCCAACAAGCGACCCAAAGAUCCCGUGGCCUACCUGACCAACUACCUCCAGCACUUUAUGGGCGAUCGCAAGCCAAUGACCGAGGUGCAGGUCCACUCGGGUAGCAGCAAGGCCAGUACCAGUUCCACCUCCACCCUGGCGUUGGUCAAGUCGAAUGCCAGCUCUAGUCAGAGGAUGGCCAGCACUCGAAAUGGUCCAGGUCCUACGGAUCUCAUCGAACAGGACGCACGAUCGUUGGUCGAGGAGGAGGAUGCGGAAGGAGCGCUGGCGGUUCAGCAUAUGGAGGAGCGGGAUGAGCACGGCCAGAGUAUGCUGCAUUUCGCCUGUGCCCGCUCCCAUCGGCGGGGAGCUCUCUACACUCUAAUCGAGGAGUCGGGCAUUGACAUCACCUACCGGGAUGAGCUGUACCGAACCGCCAGGGAUGUCUCGCUCCAAGCAAAUCAGCCCAACAAUGCCGCCGAGAUCGAUCGAUAUGUCCUGGCUCAGGCUGUUAUAGGUGACGUGGAACCCUUCGAACAGCUCGCUCUGCAAGGCUACGAUCAUAUUUUAGACAUCGAAGACGAAAGCGGUCAGUCCAUUGUAGAUGUGGUGCAAUCGCGACAAAAUGAAGCUCUCGGCGAGUUCUUGGCCAAUCUUCGGGGCCUGGAAGAGGCUCGCGAAGAACUCCAUCAGAUGAUCAGGGAUAACAACAUGGAACGCGUGUUGGAGCUGACCGAUGUUGCCAAUGCCAAGUGGUUGAUUAAGACCAAGAAUUAUUAUGGUCGUACCGCCUUGCACAUAGCUGUGCUAAAGGAGUCCGAGGAAAUGGUUCAGCGCUUGGUGAAAAUCUGUCCUGAGGCUCUAAAAAUCCCCGAUAAUUUGGAGCGCACUGUUUUGCACUAUGCCAUGGGAACCAACGCGCUGGAGAGUGUUAGUCGGAUUUUGAUCCAGAACGGGGCCAAGCGGACCGCCAAGGACCUAAAAGGACGACAGCCAAGCUAUUACUUCAUCAACAAAGCGGAUAUUCUACGCCUGCAGGAGGAGGAGGAGGAGAGCCGCUGAGGGAACGGGUUAAGCAAUAUGUAUAGUCUAGAGUACUCUAAGCCGUUAUAUAGUCAAAUAAAGUACAAGUAAAUAGAAAUACGCUA
Messenger RNA from Drosophila takahashii, 3457 nucleotides. Its product is annotated as arginine kinase. Gene Ontology annotation, molecular function: creatine kinase activity; protein binding. NCBI's taxonomy places the organism in Eukaryota, Metazoa, Arthropoda, Insecta, Diptera, Drosophilidae. Gene Ontology annotation, biological process: phosphocreatine biosynthetic process. The record is from RefSeq and is a predicted model, not a curated record.